CUGUGAGUCCGCAAGCGACGCUCUCGUCGUCUGGGUCAGCGUAGCGAACGAGCCUCCCCGGCCUGUCUCUUCCGGGAGGGGCUCCGCCUGCGCGGAGUGCACGCUCGGCUGCCGCCGUGCAGUCUCCGCUGCGGACCAUCCGGCUCUGCCCUUGGCACUCGCAGAGCUGUCGAGCGACAGGAUGCGGCAGCUGGGGGGCUCGAGCGCAGCCUCCCAGAGCGCAGUGUACUCGGUUGGCGUGUCCACGAGUCCCAGCUUCUCGGUCAAGGCCCCCUCAACUCCCGAAUCUACACCGCGGCGUCCUGAUCCCGAUGCCGAGUCCACACCCAGCUGCCCCGGCGGCAGCGAACGCACCACCCGCGCGCCUCUGUCUGAGCAUUUCGCUGAGAAGCUAGAGGCCGCGAUGCAAGAGGUUUCGCUUGCCGCGAGCCGAGCAGCCACUGCGUCGCACCAGGCGGCGCAAGCCGCCCUUGCGUGCGAGCGUUUCACCAAAGCAGCAGAGGUGGCGCGGGUGGAAGCUGCUGCGGCAGCCGCAACUGCUGCUGCAGUCGCGCGAGCCGCCAUGGCCAACUCCGACGAGCUCCCAGCCUCCCCGCAGCCGUCCAUGACCUUCCGGCAGCGCCGAGGCUCGAAGCACCUCGACCUCAUUCAGGACGCGAUAGCCGAUCCGACUAACUCACAGACAAGUGACGCGCCGGCGACUGAAGCGGCUCGCACCUUUCGGAGGCGUCGCUCCUCAAAAGACUUGAGCGGCGAGCUUCCGAUUGGAGCUACACGGCGUGGGCCCAUGUCCUGGUCCGACGCUGUCGCGGGCGCCGUACCCGACGGAAGCAGUGGCGCCGAGCCGGAGACGUUCCAUGAGCUCCACUCGCCCGACAAGAUGGACUGGCCCACAAAGCGGUGCUCUGCGACCGAGCUGGGCGAAGAGGCGGACGAGGCGGAGCUCCCGUUCGACCCCGCGCUGGUCUGCUCCUUCUCGUGCCACGGCAUCGAGCCCUCGCCGCAGGGAACUGGCCAGCACAAGGAUGGCAAGGCGGUGUCCGGGUAUGCGAUGGAUAUCCUCGUCGACGAGAUUGAGCGGCGGCUGCUCGCGGACGAGGCGAUCGCCGAUGCCUUUAAGCGCGCAUUCGAGGCGACCAAUGAGGCGCUUCGCUUUGCGUCGGGGGUGAAUGCGCGGGUCUCGGGGGCAUGCGCGCUCGCGGUCCUGCUCCAUGGCACGCGCAUCUGGUGUGCGGGCGCGGGCGAUUGUCGGGCGGUGAUCGGCGCCGUCAACGAUGCGGGAGAUUCCGUCGCCAUCCGGCUUUCCGUCGACCACCGGCCGACGGACCCAAUAGAGCGUCAGCGAAUCGAGGCGGCCGGCGCGGCAGUGUGGGAGGGGUGCGACGACCCGCAGCACGGCGUGGAGCCGGCGCGGGUCUACCGUGACCUCGGGCAGCGGAGCUCGGGACCGGGCCUCGCAAUGUCGCGUUGCCUCGGCGACCUCGACGACGCCGAUGCCGGCAUCGUGCCGACCCCGGCAGUGCGGUACUACGAGCUAUCGCCUCAGGUGCCGCGCGACGGCCAGCGCGAUCUCUUCCUCGUGCUGGCGAGCGACGGUGUUUGGGAGCACCUCAGCGACGAGGAGGUUGUGCGGCUCGUCUCCCGCUUCCACGCUUCCGGGCAGCCCGCCAGCGUGGCGUGCACAAACCUGAUGGCCAGCGCGGCCAUGUGCUGGCGGCGAGAGGAGGGCAACUAUCGAGACGACAUCACCGCCCUGGUGGCCUACCUGCCAUGCAUCGGCUCUUGUGGGCGGGGAGAGUGAUUGAAGUUGCGAGGGAGGAGUACGAGGAGAUAGGAGGCGUGCAGCCGUGCAGCGCGCAGGCGGCGGCACAUCGAGCGCGGACGCGCGGCGCAGCAUGUAAAAGCUGCACACAAGUAACUGCACGCGAGGUGUCUUUUUGAUGUUGUAGUCUCCAUGGC
Emiliania huxleyi CCMP1516 is the source of this 1959-nucleotide messenger RNA. RefSeq lists its product as hypothetical. Gene Ontology annotation, biological process: protein dephosphorylation. NCBI's taxonomy places the organism in Eukaryota, Haptophyta, Isochrysidales, Noelaerhabdaceae. The record is from RefSeq and is a predicted model, not a curated record. The transcript has 5 exons. Gene Ontology annotation, molecular function: protein serine/threonine phosphatase activity. Bases 182 to 1801 code for a protein of 539 amino acids.